Molecule: messenger RNA, 1414 nt
Organism: Anastrepha obliqua
Lineage: Eukaryota; Metazoa; Arthropoda; Insecta; Diptera; Tephritidae
Exons: 2
Coding region: 74-1291 (405 amino acids)
Source: RefSeq, a predicted model, not a curated record
GACGCGCGUGCAAGUUCAGUGUCAGUUAACCAUCGCAAGAAGAAGAGCAACUAAUAAACGAAAUAAUAAUUAAAUGGUGGCGCACAAACGAGUAUUCAUCUCGCUGACUGGCCUACUGGCACUACAGUUAGUGGCGGCACAUCCGCGCCUUACCUACAGCGCUUUAUACGCCUCGGAAGAGGAAGGAUUGGUAAGGAAUGUUGACUAUGCAGCGCAUUUGCCCUCGUCCGAGGCAGCGCCGUCAUCGGAGGAAUCCGGAAUGUCAAAGGAAUCAAAUAACGAAGGGUGCCACAGAAUCGGCCCCAAUAUUCCAACAAAAAUUAGGGACGACGCCUACAGCGUAUUUGCUAAAGUUUUGAUACGCGAUUCACGCGAGGUUUUCAAGAACAAAUUGAGGGAACUGAAACUGAUUAAAACUGAAAAAGAAAUGGAUGUGACGCAUUUUUUUGUUGUGCUGAAGAGAAUCAAUAAAGUGCGGCUGGUGAAUGCGUCGCAUGAAGGCGAAUUAAUGUUCGAUGCCAUAAGGAGAAUAGACGCUAAAAAUGCAGAUAGUUUCGACGACGAACCUUGGUUGAAUAGAAUGAGUUUUCGCAUCUUCUGCUUAGUCUUCGAAGCCAAGGCGGAUGUUGAUAUAGACAGUUUGGCCGACAAUUUUACUAUCGAGGAAGAGAUUAGUCAGCACUUGGAGGUAUUCAAGGAGUUUUGGUUGGAUUACGCACCACCGACGAAUACCAAAAAUAGUGCAAGCGACCUGGCAGCAGAAACGGAUAGCGAAAGCAGUGACACCGUAUGCGUGAUUGAUGUUGCUAAUCUUCCUGCGAAUGCCACCAAUAUUACGCACAUAAUUUUUGCUGAAAUUAUCAUACGCGACACACAGAAAGUGGCGCAAAGGAAGUUGGACGAAUUAGAGUCGUUGCAAGAGGAACAAUACAAAUGGUACAUUAAAGACUUAAGGACUAUGUUGGAACAUAUUGGCAAUCGCACGCAUGAUUAUGCAAAGCAAGAAGGAAGAUCGAUGUACGAUUCGCUCCAGAAAAUCAAUGAAGUGAGCGGUGAAGGUGAUCCGGCUUGGCUCGAGAAACUUGUUAGUCGCAUCCUCUGUAAGGCACAAAAGGUGAGCACGGAAGACGAAAUGAAGCGUAUAGCUGAGCAUUUUUCGUACGAAGAAGCCAUUGAGGAGCAUUUUGAAGUUUUUAAGCAGUUUUGGCUGAAGUGUAAAAAUUUAUUUAUUCAUAAGGGCGUAACUCUGUACAAGCAUUGCAGAAGAGAAAAGAAAACUAAUUAUGACUAAACUAAGUUUACUGAGCAGUUUCAUGUAGGUGAGCUAUGAAAUGUAUUCUAUGUGACUUCCAAGUGAAUUUGCUGUAAUAGUUUUAUAUAUAUAAAAAUAUAUGCCCGAGUACCUUUUAAAUUA